AUGGCCAAACUCGGCGGCCGCCUGAUUCCAAACUCCAAGAUGCUCGUCACCAUGCCGAGUCAGCGCAAGCUGUUCACCAUCAUCCUUGGCGUGUGCGCCUUCAGUCUCAUCCUGCUGGUCGUCCACUCGCCCGCCACCCUCAACAAGCUACCCGUUCCUCACGCGCUCAAGCCCUCCCACGAUGACAAGGCACCAGAAAAUGAGCCCAAACCGAUAUACAAGUCGCCCCCAAAGUUCAAACCGCCUCCGAUCAAGGACAACUUCCCCCUCCUCUCGUCAGAAGGCAAGAACAAAACGCCCCCGAUCCCCUCCUGGAACGUGGCCCCCAAGGACCUCUGGACGCAAUACAACCUGCCCAUCGCGCCCCCCUUGCUCAUCGGCUUCACGCGCUCCUGGCCCAUGCUGCAGCAGACGGUAGUCAGCUACAUUACAGCCGGCUGGCCCGCCUCUCAGAUCUUCGUCGUCGAGAACACGGGCACUCAGCAAGCCAACGCACGCGGGCAGCUGUCCCUCCAAAACCCCUUCUACCUCAACCACACGGUCCUGAAGGACAUCUUGGGGGUGAACGUCAUCCAGACGCCCACGCUCCUCAACUUUGCGCAGCUCCAGAACUUCUUCCUCGCUCAGAGCUACGAGCACCAAUGGCCUUACUACUUCUGGUCGCACAUGGACGUGCUCGCCUUCGCGCACGAGGACGGAAACGAAAAGAACAACGCCAAGUGGAACGAGGAAGGAUACAAGUCGCUUUAUGCCAUGGCACUGACUGUGCUUAAAGACGCCCGGGACAACGAUCCGAGAUGGGGCAUCCGCUUCUUCGCGUACGAUCAUCUGGCACUCGUCAACCGGGAGGCGUACGAGGAUGUGGGAGGGUGGGAUACGCUGAUCCCGUACUAUAUCACCGACUGCGACAUGCACUCUCGCCUGACGAUGCGCGACUGGACCAUGAAGGACGCGAGAUGGAUCGGCCAGAUUUGGGACGUCAGUGUCGUGCUGGAUGAUCUGAGUGUUUUGUACAGGGUGGAUGGUCUGACGCCGUCCUUUACUGAUCCGAAUCCGCCGCCGCCUGCUGCCAAGAAGGGCUGGUGGAAGAAAGACGGAGAGGAGGAAGAGGUGAAGAAGAAGCAGAAGAGGCAGGAGGUUGUUGCUCCUAGGGGCAGCAGGGGCGUGAAGGAGGCCUUGAUGAUCAAGCGGGAGGAUGAGAAGCAGUCCCAGGAGCAGAUGAAGGAGGGGGAGCACAAGGAGGGGGAGCACAAGAUGGGUGAGCUAGAGAAGUGGAAAGCGCUCAUGGCGACUGCCGACAAAAUGUUCCACUACAAGCAUGACAGCGAGCGCGGCCGCAACACAUGGCAGCUGGGCCAGCAGGGUGGACAGGGAGAGCCGUUCUACUAUCCCGCAGAAGGAAUAGCGAGGGGCAUCGAGCUCCUCACCGAGACCGGCAAGGUAAUUUAUAGCGAGAAAUGGGGCCACAAGGACUGUGCACUGAUCACGAAAGCCCGCCUGAAAUUCGAUGAUCAGUGGAUGGUGAAGAAGGACUGGGGACCGUUUAGCAAAUAA
This is a messenger RNA of Sordaria macrospora k-hell, 1554 nucleotides long. RefSeq lists its product as uncharacterized. Lineage: Eukaryota; Fungi; Ascomycota; Sordariomycetes; Sordariales; Sordariaceae. The record is from RefSeq and is a predicted model, not a curated record.